AUGUCGAGCUCCCCCUCCACCGGCCUGGCGAACACGCCGCGACUUGUUCGCUCCAGGACCCAGAGUAUCUCGAGUGACAGGCCGUCCACCAUCGGCACGCACGGUCUGAUGACGCCUCCGCUUGCUGUGUCGCCCGAGGCAGCCUUCAUUGCUGCUUCUGCCGCGUCGCAAAUCGUCACGAAUGACCACGAUAUCCAUUCGGCUACGUGGUACGAUCAGUUCGGAAUCGAGCCUUCGGGCGAGACGGCUUUGGUGUCCAACAGUGCCCUCCAGCUUGCAAACAACUUCGUUGAUCAACUAUUGUACAACGUUAUCGCGAAUGCCAGAUCCACGACGCUAUCGGCCUUGCGACCCGCCGUCAGCGAAGUUCUCAAACCGAAACUAGCCAAAGAUGCCAUCAACCAGGCCGACGAAGAACUGAGAGAAUACUUGGGCGGCGGUGAAGUUGAAGACUUGGUCCGGUCGCAGUCCCCCGUGUCGUCAAGAGAUUGGGAUCUUGAGCUGGUAUGGAAGAGAACACGGCUGCGAUGCAUGGUGUACUCCUCAUUGGGAGAUAUGGAGGAAGAGGAUGAGGACUACUACAUGGAACAGGAACAUCUCAAUGGAGAAACCGACGAUAUCCUGGCAGAACUCGUUUCCCCUGCUGUGGCCAUCUUCCUGACCUCCAUUCUUGAAUUCAUGGGCGAACAGGUCCUCAUCGUAGCUGGACAGGCAGCUUUCAACCGACAACGCGCCAAGUACGAGAAGGAUUUGAAGGACAGCGCUCGAUCACCGGGUGGGCUUUCCGAUCGCAUUGUAGUCGAAGAGCUAGACAUGGAACGCGUCGCUCUAGAUCGAACCCUCGGCAGACUUUGGCGAGCCUGGAAGAAGAGGAUACGAUCUCCGCUGGAACCAAACUAUUCCCGUCCCUUUUCUCGCAGCUCGACGAGUGGCUCUGGCUUCCCCCACCAGAGACGUGAGAGUAGUGCCGCAGAUGUGCUGCCAUCAUUACAGACGUCCAAAGACGCAGGCUCGAACAGCGAAGCAAAAGAAGACCGGUUGGAGCAUGCUAGGGAACGACCAGCUCAGGAGACGGAUGGCCAUAAUGUUGAUCCCUCAUCUCUUGAAUUACCGGAUAGCGAUGUGGAGCCUACCUACAGCGAUGAGGAAGAGAGUGAGGACGAAGAAGAGUCGCCUCGACGCCCUAAGAGUUGGAUCGUGUCUCCCCAGAGCUCGGCAGCGGAAAGUUUCUUUCUUUCGCAAGUUCAAACUAGACGCCAUCGCUCACUACCUCCCCAAAAGCGCUCGCGAUACAAUGCGUAUCCAGUCUCGGGCGAUAAGAUUGAUUCUGCAGAGGUCAAGGCCACAGAUCAAAUGUCUGCAGGCCAACAACGAGCAAGUGGCUCCGUCACAAUAGCACAGGGCGCCACCGAAUCAGUUUCCGAUAUCGACAAGGAGAGUGACUCGAGUGCAAGCAAUUACGCUGAGAGCAAGCCCGAGUCUGACCCACCGUCAACCGCAGGAGGUCUCCUUGCCAGAAUCACGACUGGCGCGGUGUCGAUGGGGUCUGCCGCAGUCGCCGGCUUAACCGCAGUGGCUACCGGAAACGCACCCCAGACAGAAGUCGAAGAUGGAGGGAAAGAUGACGUGGUUGAGGAUUUCGAAGAAGAGCCCGAAAUCAUGACCUCUUCGCGUGUGUCUAUUGGGGGAAGAAGCUCACCGGCGGUCUCCGAUGCCGGAAGGCCAUCUUCCUUGAUUCAAACCAGGUCGAACAGCGUGCGCUCCCUCCGGGUCAUUGACGUUCAAGGACCUCGAAGCCCACUUGCGCAAUCACGGUCGGGCUCGGAUGGACAGGAUCCUCUUCUUAGUCCGGUCCCACGCUCGACCAAUGUUUCUCGCGAAAGCAGCAUCUCGGGGACCCCUCCCAUUGCCGAGGAAAAUGAUUCGAAUGCCCCUUUCACCAGGGCCUCAAAGCGAAGUGCCAUCAUCGUGCCAUCACCCACCGACGAUAAUCGAGACGCAACUUUCGCGCUUACCGCACCUCCGCGUAACCGAUCACCUCCUAAGCCCACGCGCUCACCGGUGCAGGCUCAACGACCGGCACCCGCCAAGGUGACGAUCAUCAGCAAUGCUGGGAUGAACCCUCAGGGGGAAAGACCCGACAUUACCCAGAGAUCGCUCAGCAACGUGAAGAGCCCACCAAUGCCUACCCUACCAGAGAGAAAUACCAGUAGGCCUGUCCAUGGGCAUGGGUAUUCGACAUCGGUGCAGCGCGGAUCCUCCGAAUCCCCCGAAGUUCCGCGCGCUGUUCAGGCAGAGUCUCCCUCAUCACUGACAUCGAGCAAGUUCAAGGCGAUGCGUUCGUCGGAGGAUAGCACCACUCACCGCCCUGUGGACAAGGCUCGAAACUUCGAAGACCUGAUCCAAAGCAACGAAACUCUGCAAUACACAUUAACGCCGGAGAACAUGCGAGACAUGGAUUCUGCCGCCUCUCAGCAAAAUGGAAGCCCGAAGCCUCCCCAUAGGACGCAAAAAAGCGAGGAUGUCAGGCAUAUGGACCGCUCGAGGUCUUCUUCCAUUAAGAGGUCCUUGUCCGUGACGAAGACGACAGGGUUGCGAUCCCAUCCCCCCACAGACUUGGGUAACAAUGGCAAAUUUCCCGGUGCUGCUCCGCCAGAGGCACCAGUCUCGAUGCCUUCAAGGGGGCGCACCGGCAGUGCAGCACAAGCUAGGGAUGCUAGGAUCCCGAGGGAAUCGAUGCAAGACUUUGCCCAGUUCAUUCGCUCGACUGGACCACCAGGGGGGGACAGCAGCACCCACGGUAACCGAGCCAAUGCUGGGAGUACAACCGUGGUACGAAACAUCAACGGACCUACCCCAGCGAAGGGCAGCAUGGACAGUCGGCGCACAGAUCUUAGCGCGCGCGCCCGUCUCCAAGCGAGAGAGGCCACAGUCAACCCGUCGAACGAGAGCUCCGAGCUCAUUGACUUCAUUCGCCGCGGGCCUCCCAGUGCGAGUAGCAACAGUCCCCGCAUCCCUCGCCACGUGGCUCCGUUCCGGAACACGAUGGACUCGGAUCACAUGCAAAUGACCGGCGCUGUCGGUGGCAAGGCGGUGGAUGCGGCAAUCCCCAAUCUCCGAAACAGUGAAGCAUCGACGAACGUCACCGAGUCAUCCGCUCCGUCGUCGAUGAACUCCCAAAGCGCUCUCUUGAACAAGGCGAACAAGGCACCGCAAUACUCGGGGGGCAACUUUGACGAUGACGACAUGAUGCCCAAGCGGACCCAGCGACGAGUGAAGGAUCCGUACGCGAUUGAUUUUAGUGACGAGGAGGAAGAUGAGGUCGAGUUCACGCCAAAGCCAAAGCCAAAGCCGAAGAAAGAGGAGAGUUUGAUCGAUUUCUUGAACAACUAUGCGCCCCCUCCAGAGCCAUCGCCGCAGCCUAUCGUCAUGCCCAAGAAGAAAUCCAGCGCGCCCAACUUGAUAGCGCGGCUGAGGGCGGCGGGCAACUCAAGCUCGGCAAGCAAUUCCAGCACAUCAGGCCGCAGGACAUCCACUGCCGCCGAGAACAGUGUGGUUAACAGCCAGCCACGCAGUCGCCCGACCCUCGCUAAGGCUUACACUCCCAUCGUCAUUCCACCUGGAGCGGAGAAGCUCGGCACCGAUUUCCGCUCGGCAGCGGCACCUCGUGUCGCCUCGGCCGGCCGCGUCCCAAUGAAGAAAUUUGAGCCUCGAGAAGCUGUCUCUUCCACCUCACGAACAAAUGACCUGGCCCAAUUUCUGCGAGACUCGGAGCCGCCGCCCACCACCAUGGCAAACCCACCCCCGCCGCCCGAGGACAAAAGCAGCAGCGGAUUCUCACGCAUGUUUGAGCGCCGCAAGAAGUCAAGCGCCUACUGA
This is a messenger RNA of Anthostomella pinea, 3879 nucleotides long. NCBI's taxonomy places the organism in Eukaryota, Fungi, Ascomycota, Sordariomycetes, Xylariales, Xylariaceae. The record is from the annotation of a GenBank genome assembly.